Molecule: messenger RNA, 1451 nt
Organism: Lineus longissimus
Lineage: Eukaryota; Metazoa; Nemertea; Pilidiophora; Heteronemertea; Lineidae
Product: carbohydrate sulfotransferase 15-like
Exons: 6
Coding region: 24-1130 (368 amino acids)
Biological process (GO): hexose biosynthetic process
Molecular function (GO): N-acetylgalactosamine 4-sulfate 6-O-sulfotransferase activity
Source: RefSeq, a predicted model, not a curated record
ACGUUGAGCCGAGCAAACUCGAGAUGGAUCAAUACUUGAAGACCUCGCCGGGACUCGACAUUCAGCCGCCCUUAAAGUUUCUACCAGACUACAAAAAUCCCUGCUGGUACAUGAAGAAGGCUCUUCACUGCCUACCAACUUAUUACAUCCUCGGUUACCCGAAAUGUGCCACCACCGACAUCUGGCACAAGAUUGCGCAACAUCCACAGAUUGUCGAGCCAGCCCAAAAGGAAAUUCACUGGUGGGCGAGUUACCGUUACAAAGGUGGCAAGGAGUCUUCGUUUCGAACGUUUUAUUCGAGAAGUUUUGGGAAAGCUGUCUCCGAAGCUGGCAACAAAGAAAGUAUUAUUGGUGAUGCCAGCCCAGAUACAACGUGGGAGACGAGACCAUCGUACAGACAGAUAUCUUACGCAACAAGGCUACGCAGUGUCCAUGAUGCCCCACGCGUUCUCCCUGCCAACGUCAUCAAAAGAUACACCCCAAAAGCCAAGUUCAUAUUCAUGAUGCGGAACCCCACAGACAGAGUUUACUCUCACCACCUCUACGAAGGGAAGCCAACCGUGCAAAUUGGAAAGACACCAGAAGUCCCAAGGUCGCAGAACAUGUUCCACAUCAAGGUGACGCAGAUCAUUGGACAGUUUCAAGACUGCUUCCAGAGGCGAUCGGUCAGGGCUUGCGUUUAUGACCCGAAUCUCCUUCACGAAGCGGGAGAAGCCAAAGUCCUCCUCCAGCCUGGUCUCUAUGCGGUCUUCAUCAGUGAUUGGCUCAAGAUAUUUCCACGGGAGCAGUUCUUGUUCAUAAAUACGGAUGAUUACAGCCACAACCAAGAAAGUGCUCUCAAAACGGCAUUUGAGUUUUUAGAUGUCGAUAUACCAGCAGACGACACAAUAGAGAAGGUAAUAAAGGAAGCCGUUAGGCCCAACAGCCGAACGGUCAAUGGUGUUGCUAUAGGGCCAAUGUGGAAUGAUACCAGAGAGCUCCUGGAUGACUUCUAUGAACCUUUCAAUAGAGCCUUAGCAGAAAUACUUGGUGAUGAUCGCUACCUUUUUCUCAAAGAAGCCCCCGGGGUGGAGUUUGCUCCAAACGUUAUCAAGAAAAAAGGGACGAAGAAGACUAAGACAGUGAGUUGACGGGUGGCGAAGGGUCGGAAAGGAAGUGGCCUAGCAGACCUUAGCGAAAACAGACAAAUACGUCCAGGAUAGCAAAUUCAUCCAAUUGACAGACGAUUGCGUACUUACCUUGUCCGAAUUGACGCAGCCACUGGGAAUGCAAUGCUGGGAGUAGAUCCUCAUUUAUAAGGCGCGCUGAUAGGUUUUGCGGCCAAGACUAUAGAGUUCGACGAAUAUUUUCCGACUGUGCUUGUCGGUUUACAUAAGCAUGCAGAUAUAAUAUUGUGGUCCAUUGUAUGCACGUGCCCUGUAAACAUGCUUCAAAUAUUAGUGGUGUAUUUG